Messenger RNA from Odocoileus virginianus texanus, 2890 nucleotides. NCBI's taxonomy places the organism in Eukaryota, Metazoa, Chordata, Mammalia, Artiodactyla, Cervidae. The record is from RefSeq and is a predicted model, not a curated record.
UUAAUUGUUGCUGUCUAACAACUGGCUGGCAGACUUCCUGGACUUCCCCGCUGGCUCUGGUGAGGAUGGGAGCUGGCUCCAGCACACCACUGAUGGACGGCCUUGGCCCAGGGAACGGCUGUCCGGGGGGCUGGGGGCUGAUGGGAUUGGUGGGUCUCUCUGUUCUCCCCAGGCGGAUGUUCCCAUUCCUGUCAUUUACUGUGGCUGGGCUGGAGCCCACCAGCCAUUACCGGAUGUUUGUGGACGUGGUCUUGGUGGACCAGCACCACUGGCGGUAUCAGAGCGGCAAGUGGGUGCAGUGUGGAAAGGCUGAGGGCAGCAUGCCAGGGAACCGCCUGUACGUCCAUCCAGAUUCCCCCAACACCGGAGCCCACUGGAUGCGCCAGGAGGUGUCAUUCGGGAAACUGAAGCUCACGAACAACAAGGGGGCUUCCAAUAAUGUGACCCAGAUGAUCGUGCUUCAGUCCCUCCAUAAAUACCAGCCCCGGCUGCACAUUGUCAGAGUCAGCGAUGGAGAGCCGGAAGCGGCCUGCAACACACACAUCUUCACUUUCCAAGAAACCCAGUUCAUCGCCGUGACCGCCUACCAGAACGCCGAGAUUACUCAGCUGAAAAUUGAUAAUAACCCUUUUGCCAAAGGAUUCCGGGAGAACUUUGAGUCCAUAUAUGCAUCUGUUGACGCCAGCGUCCCCUCCCCGCCUGGACCCAACUGUCAACUGCUUGGUGGAGACCACUAUUCUCCUCUCCUCCCCAACCAGUAUCCCGUCUCCAGCCGUUUCUACCCCGACCUUCCCGGCCAGGCCAAGGAUGUGGUUCCCCAGCCUUACUGGCUGGGAGCCCCCCGGGACCACAGCUAUGAGGCCGAGUUUCGCGCUGUCAGCAUGAAGCCUGCAUUCCUGCCCUCCGCGCCUGGGCCCACCAUGUCCUACUACCGAAGCCAGGAAGUCCUGGCGCCUGGAGCGGGCUGGCCUGUGGCCCCCCAGUACCCUCCCAAGGUGGGCCCAGCCAACUGGUUCCGCUCCAUGCGAACUCUGCCCAUGGAACCUGGCCCUGGAGCCUCAGAGGGGCGGGGGCCAGAGGAGCAGGGCUCCCCCUCCCUGUGGACUGAGAUCACCCCACUCCGGCCAGAGUCCAGCGACUCAGGACUGGGCGAAGGAGACUCUAAGAGGAGGCGUGUGUCCCCCUAUCCUUCCAGCGGUGACAGCUCCUCCCCUGCGGGGGCCCCUUCUCCUUUCGAUAAGGAAACUGAAGGCCAGUUUUAUAACUAUUUUCCCAAUUGAACAGAUGACGUGAAAGGAACAGGAAGAGUGUCGUUAGGUUGGUGACUCCAACCGUACCACAAACUCAGGACUGAGCCGUCCCCAGCUUCUUCUGUCCUGUCUCCUUUUGUAGUUGGUUGAGGAAGAGGGGGGCCAAGAAGGAUUCUGAGGUUCACUUGCUGUCUCCUGGCCCACCGGGAAACCCGCAAGGACUGUCCUCUGCCCCUUCCCCUGCCCCAACUACAGUCAUAUACCUGGUGCUGCUUCUAGCUGUGGGCUCCCAGCUGGAGAACAUAAAACGGACCAUGGAAGGUCUGGGACACAAAAGAGCUUCCUCUCUUCUACAGGCUGGGGUGGGGGGGAUCAGGGUCAGGUGGGAUGGCCUGGCUGGAGACUCAGAUCUCUUCCUCUGUAGAGUAACUGUCAACAUUUUCAUUUGCGUGUGUGUUAAUCCCUGAUCUGAAAAUAAAGACAUGUGGAUUUUCUAAGUCAGCCAGCAAGGGCCAGGGAGAGGACCCCAGUGACUUUGAACAACUGGCCUGGGCCCCACCCUCUUAGACACAGUGGAGUCCCGAGGAAGGGGCUGGCAAGGGUGUGGGGCUUGUGCAUGACUCAAGAAGCAAAGUGUUGAGAUUUUCCAAGUGACUCAGUGGUGAAGAAGCUGCCUGCCAAUCGGAAGGCACAGGUUUAAUCCCUGGUCCAGGAAGAUCCCACAUGCCAUGGAGCAACUAAGCCCGUGCACCACGACUACUGAGCCUGUGCUCUGGAGCCCGGGAGCUGCAACUACUGAGCCCACGUGCCUCAACUACUGAAGCCAGCGAGCCCUAGAGCCUGUGCUCUCCAACAAAAGACGCCUUCUCAAUGAGAAACCCACGUACCACAGCUAGAGAGUAGCCCUCCAAGUAGAGAAAAGCUCCACACAGCAUUGAAGACCCAGGACAGCCAAAAAUAAAUAAAUAAAAUAAUUUUUUUUUUUUAAAAGAAGCACUGUCUUGCCCAGGGAACAGGGGAUGGUGUGUGAGGAUACGUUUUUCUUUUUGGGGAACAGGGGAGGCUAUUUAUUGUACAGAGAGUGGUGUCCAGAUAUAUUACUUUUGUCUUCAUCACUUUCUGGAAAUAAACACAAAACUGUCAAGCGUGUCCUGCUUUGGUACCUGGGUGGGGGACACAGGCGGGGACUCUCCUGGGAACUGCAGCUGUACCCAAACUGUUCUCUCUGCUCUAGAACAGAAUUUGAAGUUCCGAAGACCCUCCUAGAAACUAGAGGUGAUUUCAUUCAGGGGAUAAACUGGAUUAGAGCAAUUCUACGUGUCCUGCCUUGGUGCUCAGGUUGAUGGCUGAUGCCACCUCUUAAGGUAUCUUGGGAUACCCUGAUUGUAGAGCAGGGUGUGAGGGCAAGACCAGAGGAUGGGGGCUCUGCAGAAAAAGAUGACACUUGAUUUUUCUGUGCAUUUCUGGCAGCUUGGGAUCGCCAACUUCAUCUUGGGGUUGUUCAAAGAUUAAAGGAGUAAAUGUAAAUAGGACCAUAUGAAAUUGCUCUUUUCGUAGGUCAAGAACAGCCAAAUGUUGGCAGUUUCAUUUGAUCCAAUCGUAUAUGUAAUGAGCUUAGAACGGUGCCAGAAAAACAGUAA